CCUCCACGUACCUGGAGAGUCACCGAAAUUGUUUAAUACUGUAUACAUAUUAAUUUAAAGCAUCUUAAAUUUUUUCAAGUAAAUGUGCCUGUCCCCACACUUUUGAGUCCUUACCACAACAAUGAAAAACGGCUAUUAUUAUGACAUUUAAUCUAAGACAAACAAGUCUAGUUUGUAUUGGAACAUAAAUUACCACAUGAGCACAUUGCUGAGAAUAGACCACCUCACUACCUCACUCACAAUUAUCUGUGUCAGUAUUUAUUGUGUGUCCUUACAAUACAGCUUAGUAAUUCUGUACUUUGAACUACAUUAUAAAAAUAAAUGUAUAUUACUAUUUACUGUUUAAUGUAUAUUAAGAUGUUAAGAGUCAAAACUAAUGUAGUAGACCUUGCUAGCUGCCAAUUAGCUUCAAUAUUAGCAAAAAUGUAAUUUAUGUCUUUUACCGCAGCACAUUUUCAAUGCUUACUGUAUAUUCAAUUACAAAUAUUAAAAUCUUAAUGACUCCAUGCAAUUUUGUUGACCGUUUUACAUGUAUUACAGACUCUGAUGAUUAAAAUAAAAAUUCACAGGGGUUGAUUUCUAAAAAUUUUGGAGAGUCAAAAGUGCCCGUAGUUGCAGAAACACCCUAAUUAACUUAAACUGAACAACUUUCCGUUUCUAACAAUCUAGCAUCGUAUUUAUUUCAGUUAAAUUUCAUUAAUACGCCUUGCAGAGAACAUCUUGCAAUAAUACCAGGUAUUUUAACACCAUGUACUGUCUUUAGUUUAUUUAAUUUUUUCAUCUAUUUCAAUGUAAAGUAAAGCUGCUUUGCAACAAUGUGUCAGGUCUCGGGUCUAGCACUCUCUAUUUUGUCUGUCCUGUCCUCUGUAAUUGUUGUGUCGGGAACGUGGCUCUGUGUCCACGUGCUCCACCCGGCCCCUCUCGUUACUUUAUUAAUUAAUUCAUUUGGGUCUCCUUACUGUCUUCCCCUUUCCCGGCUGUUCCUUAUUUAUGCCUAAUUCUCCUCCCUUCAUAUUCCGUGUGUUUUCACUUGUCCCGUGUCAGACCUUUAGAGUUUAUACCCUGAUUGGACUGCCUGUUAAAUAGAUUCUUGCCUAGUCUGUCUUGUUAAUAAGUGUCUUGUUUUGUUUGCUCACCUAGGCAGGACAAGACUAGUCUUGUCCUGUCUUGGCUCCAGAGUUUAGCACACUCCUCUCUUUUACACUCUGCCUCUCUUUUACCAUUGUCUACCCAGCGACCGCUUCCCGGCUGCCGGCUUCUACCCAUCUGCCACCGGCUCCGCACGCUACCAAUUCUACCUUCAGCUGUUGGCAGAAGGAAUUCACCAGGCGAAUUCCUGGUAGUUCGAGUGACUGUCAUCUUGUGGAUUUACCCUCCAGUUUCGAGUGGCUCCUGCCUUGUGGAUUUAUUCCAGUUUCGAGUGGCUCCUGCCUUGUGGAUUUACCCCGGUUUCGAGUGACUCUCUGGCUUGUGGAUUUACACCGGUUUUGAGUGGCUUUUCCGCCUUUUGGAUUUUUUCCAGGGUUUCAAGGAACUGUGUUGCCUAUUGGAUUUAUUCCCAGAAUUAAGUACAUGUUCACCUUUGGAUUACCCUUUGUUUGGGAGUCUUCCUCCGUGUGGAUUUCGGGGUGGUGUGAACUAUCUGCCCCACGGACUGUCUUUUCGAUCCGCCGAACGUUCGUGCCUUUGGCCGGCUCCCGUUAUGGGCUGGUCAUGGACUCAUAGACUGGUGAUUGCUCCCUGUUGUUCACUUCGGGAUUCUGGCCUCUCGUGGGCCCACAGACUCUGUUAUCUUCUCCCUCUGGGUCAUCUUUCACCACAGGCCGAGUGCUCAAGCCAUUUACAUUCUUCAUUCCCACCUGGUCUGCUCUCUAGUUCUCCCGCUCUGGCGGCAUAGUUAUCUUGUGAUUCUUUGCUCCGGCGGUUUGUUUGGGGUUGUUUGAGGCAUUAAUAAACCUUGAUUUGUACCCUGCACUUGACUCCUGAGUAAUCCCUGACAGAAAGGUCUGACCAACAUGGAGUAAGCGGGGUCGGAUCCUCUUCACUCUGCCCUCACACAGCAGGGCACUCUGUUCGGACAAUAGACCACUCGACUUAAUGCCGCCGUCCAGGAACUCUCAGAUGGCGCAUCUUCGUUCUCGAUUUGACGAACUCCAGCUUGAUCCCGGGUCCCAUCCAUCGAAUCCCAAGCCCCAUGCCAACAACCCCCCAGUUUACAAUGGCGAUCCCAACUCCUGCCGUGCCUUUCUUUCACAAUGCGCCCUAGUGUUUGCUCUCCAACUCCGCCGAUACACCUCGGAGGGGUCCAAGGUGGCCUAUGUCAUCACUCUACUGUCAGGUCCUGUUCGUGAUUGGGCAGUUGGAGUGUGGGACACCGAAGCUACCUUCUGUGCCAGUAUUGAGGCCUUCCGGAAGGAUAUGAUCAGCCUUCGAUCGGACGGCCCAGGGGGACGAAGCGGCAGCUCAACUAGCCCGACUUUCCCAGAGGGGUUGUUCAGUAACAGAUUACGCUAUCCGCCUCAAGACUCUUGCUGAAACAUGUGACUGGAUGUCAAGGCUGAGAAGUGCAAAUUCCACGCUGAGUCAGUCACGUUCCUUGGUCAUAUUAUUUCCUCCAGCGAUAUCCAGGCGGACCUAGCUAAGAUAAAGGCUGUCGCCGACUGGCCCACCCCCGACUCUCGCAAGGCCCUUCAGCGCUUCCUGGGUUUCGCCAACUUCUAUCGGCGAUUCAUCAGGAACUUCGGCCUUAUACCCGCGCCUCUCACCGCAUUGACCUCCACUAAGAUCCUGCUCUCCAAUUCAUUGUUGAGGUCGACACGUCGGAUGUCUGGGUCGGCGCAGUUUUAUCUCAGCGCUUUUUACUCCCACCACCUCAACCAUGCUGAACGUAACUACGACAUUGGCAACCGAGAGUUGUUAGCGGUUAGACUGGCCUUGGGUGAGUGGUGUCAUUGGUUGGAGGGAGCAGCGCAGCCCUUCUUGGUCUGGACGGACCAUAAGAAUUUGGAAUACAUCCAUUCAGCCAAGAGGUUGUGCUCACGCCAGGCCCGCUGGGCACUCUUCUUUGGCAGAUUUCAUUUCACUCUCUCGUACCGGCCUGGGUCCAAGAACCUUAAGCCUGAUGCGAGUAGCAGAGGCUGGAUGAGGGGUGCAAACACCAGCAGAGUGUCCAGAGGGUCGGUUAUCGUUGCCAGCUGCGCUGCUUCCUGAUGUCCUUCAGUGGGGUCACUCGUCCAGACUAGUCUGCCAUCCAGGAAUUCGGGGAACGCUGACUGCCAUCCGUCAACGUUUUUGGUGGCCAUCCCUUGCCACUCAAUAGCCCUCCCGCUGGUCUGCUACAAUGAGAUGUGAAAAGCGCUAAAUUAAUUAAAUUGACUUGACUGUUCAAGUUGACGUGUCAAAGCCCAUGGAGUGUCACUUUUGAUAAAUAAAUAUAAUAAGAUAAAUCAUAAGACACAAAUAAUUAACAACUAAUAUGAAUUCUGUGGUUGUUCAGGCUCAGGCGUGGAAGGGGCGGUGACUACAUGUACUGUUGCAUUGCUGCUCAUUAAGUGAGACGAUGCGGUCUGGAUUUGACCAGUAUAUACUCAAAAAUAAAGGUGCUUAAAGGUCAUUUUUUGGUUCCACAAAGAACCAUUUAGUCAAUGGUUCUUUAAAGAAACAUCUUUCUUGAAACAUCUUUCAACUUUUUAUGACCUGAAGAACCUGUGUUUCGUUGGAACCAUUUAGACAAAAAAGGUUCUUCUAUGGCAUCGGGAAGCACCUUAUUUUUAAGAGUGUACAGUAAGUCUGUGUUUCUUCAGUCAUAGAGACGUGCUUAGCAUCAUAAGCUUGUGUCCACUGACGCCAUGGCUGUUUAACUGGUUAAGUUGUGUUAAGGAGAUAUUAGAGUAUUAGAUGUGUCUGAUAUGAUGAACGAUCCCAGUGCAGGUCAGUCAGCAACCCUUUCACAUACUCACAAUCAAUAUAAUAACAUUUUGGAUGUUUUGUAUUUGAUUUUAAUGUACAAUUUUUACACAGCUAACACACAGGAAUCUGACACGCAUAUUUCCGGUCUUGCUUGCUACAUCCCAAUUCACUUAUUUAUACUAUACCCUAAAAGUAAGAAGCUUACUGUUUUAGCGAAUGGAUAGCAUAUAAAGUUGAGUGCAUAGCAGAAACACUGUGACUGUUGUAUUGCUUAGAAAAAAACUGUGAUUCUCAUUAACAAUCACACAUUAAAAUGCAACUCCUUGCAUUUCAGCUUGCAUGUACAGUCCAUGCUUUUGAUUUGAUGAGUUCAGGUGUGUCAUAUGACAGGUUUGAAAACCCCUGAUAUGUAGCCUACAUGUGUAUGCAUACAAUAGUUAUAUACAGUACAUUUACUAAUAAAUAGACUUGUGACAAGCCCGACUUGUGACUCAUGUGACCGUCAGCUGUGCUGGUUAACAAGACAGAACUGACCUCUGUGUCACAAAUAAGAGAUGUGUGUUAAUGAGGUUAGAGAGGUCAGUAGCUCAGGCAAACAGAGGCACACCCACCCACAAUAUCAACAGCAAACAAACAAACCAAACCCAACCCAACCAAAUGGUAGUUAAAAAAUUAGUUAAAAGUUAAAAUGAUUUAAAAGUGCAAAUCAAAACGAAUGAUCAAUAACUUGAUUUUGCAAUAAAUUAGACUGUCAGGAACAGUUACAUUUUUAUCUGUAAAAUGCUCAAAAUCAAUGUUUAGUUACUGUGUCAAUUUGGGGAUCCAAAGUUGUAAUGCUUUGGUACAUUGUUAAUAUAAUUAAAGAUUUGCAGUUCAUAAUCUUCAAGAUAAUACACAACUAUUUCUGAUUGACCAUCAAUAGAGAGGUUUUUUUGCUGCACAAUGAUGUGGUUACCGUAUUCACCCCCAGGGGGUUACUUACUGUUAAUUCUAACCAGACAAACACGACCCCUUACUCUUGAUAUAAUCUGCAUGUAUUUCUCUGAACAUUUCUGAAUGACAGUUAAAGAUAGGCUUAGUCCACACAUACAUGGGUGUUUUUACAAACAGUGUUUUUGCUUCUUCGUUAAAAAAAAUCGCGUCCACACGAAAACACGGUAUGAAGCUCUGUCAAGAGUAAGCCAUAUAACCAUAUAACUAUAAAGCCAUGUUGGCCAAUCAGAAGCCUGGAAACUGACGUCAAACAAAGGACAUAGCGGCACGUAUUUCAGCGGAUUGCAGUUUUAAAAAUACCCAUGUUUGUGUGAAGAAUAACUUAAAGGGAUAGUUCACCAACAAAUGAAGAUUCUGUCAUCAUUUACUCACCCUCAGGUUGAUGCAAACCUCUAUAGAUUUCUUUGUUCUGCUGAACACAAAGGAAGAUUUUCAGAAGAAUGUCAGUAACCAAACAGAUCUCAUCCCCCAUUGACUGCCAUAGUAGAGAAAUAAAUACUAUGGGAGUCAAUGGGGGACGAGAUCUGUUUAGUUACUGACAUUACUUCAAAUAUCUUCCUUUACAUCUCAAAAAGACCUCAUGACUUUCCUAUCAAAAUACACUAGUGUUAAACACUACUGAACAGAUUAAUUCUUAAUUUGCCAGUCUAAUUAACAAAGGUGGCGAUAUUGAGCGAUACAGUAACACAGUCCAAUUACACACAAGCAGAUGGUGGUGUGAGCUGGUGGGUCUUAUAAGAAAUGAAGAGUGCACUGACCUGCUUCUUUACUCAUCUCACUGUACACGCAGGUCACUUCGAUAGCAAAGAGUAGCAUUUUGUUUACAAGCCCUCUACUGUGUGUGUGUGUGUGUCUCUGUGUCUGUGUGUGUUGGUGCGUGUGCGUGUUGUGUGUGUGGAGUGUUUUGUGUGUGGGUGUGUCUGUCUUCUGUGUUUUCAACCUUUUCUUGUUUUUGCAGGUACAACUUUGAUUGUUUUGCUUGUAGUCAAUGUGUCUCAUGUGCAGCUGCUUUGUAACAAUGAAAAUUGUAUAAGCGCUAUAUAAAUAAAGUUUAGUUGAGUUGAGUACUGUAAGACCUCAUCGUAAGGGGCCAAUCAACAUAAUGCAACACUCACAAGAAGAGGUGUGACAUAACAAACUAAUCUUUUAAAGCCUGUCUGGAUUUAAAUAGAGACAUACAUAAUCUCAUUCAGCACUUAGAGGAGCUGUCAGGGGGAAUCGAGCCCGAAGAGGGGCAAUCCAACCAGGACGAGACAGCGGUCUGAACCACCUCAUUAUCCUGUAGAGAAGUAAACCGGAAGCAGGAGAAAGAGUGUGAGAGUCAGAGAAGGUCCGGCAAAGGAGAAAAAGGUAAAUUGGCCUUUUUAGCCGUGAACGUCUUAGAAAUAUGGGAAACACCAAGAGCGGUGCUUUGUCCAAAGCGAUACUGGAUGAUCUGAAGAUGAACACCAAAUACACGGAGGAGGAACUGUGCACGUGGUACGCCAGCUUCCUCAAAGAGUGCCCUACUGGACGCAUCACCAAGGAGCAGUUUGAGGGCAUCUACGCGAGCUUCUUCCCUGAUGCCGACCCCACCGCUUACGCCCGCCACGUCUUCCGCAGCUUCGACACUAAUGCAGAUGGCACAUUGGACUUUAAGGAGUACAUUGUUGCACUGCAUCUCACUUCUUCAGGCAAGACUCUGCGGAAACUCGAAUGGGCUUUCGCCCUGUACGACGUAGACGGCAACGGAACCAUCAGUAAAAAUGAGGUGGAGGAGAUCGUACGGUCAAUAUUCAACAUGAUUCCUGCUGAAGACCAGAAAAAUCUGCCAGAAGAUGAGAACACACCUGAGAAGCGAGCGGACAAAAUCUGGACCUUCUUUGGAAAGAGUGAUAAUGAUAAAAUUGGAGAGGGGGAGUUCGUUCAGGGUGUCAUGGUAAACAAAGAUAUCUUGAGGUUGAUACAGUUUGACGAGCCAAAGAAGAUUCAGGACAAACUCAAGGAGAAGAAGCACUAAUUGCAAGUGUACCUGUGAGACUGUUCAGACCUCCAUCUCCAUUCAUUUGACAUCAGAACCCACUUUACCUGUGGAUACAUCCAGAUAAAAAUGUCUGUUCUUAUAUUGAUUCCUAGACCACCACCUGUUUAAAUACUACCUGAAUCGAAACUGACUGAAUUCUUGGCCAUGCCAUUGCUGUCCAAUUUCUAUAAGAGCAGUUAGGCUCAUGUUAACAGUCCUACUCCAGAAUACUCAAUCCUAUUAGGAUCUGAAGGUCGGGUAAGACAAAUCCCCAUGCAUGGUCCAGUGGUUCUCCUCUUUUAGAUCCCAUCAGAGUUAAUGUGGUUUAAGCUUUCAAUAUGCAUUCAUCAGACUUUGGAACGAUCUGUUUAUCAGGUGACUGGAUGAAUUGUAUAGGAUGUAUUUCUUCUACUGUGUGUAGAGAACUUUUUCUGGGAAAUUUUUAUGUAGAAAAUUAUUAAAAAGAUAUGUAACUAUUGUCAGUCAAUGUAAUCGAAUAAAUCAUUGCCCUUUCACAUCAAAAACGAUAACUAUAUAAAAAAUGUCCAACUUUCAGAGUGUUUUUUCCCAGGUGAUCCAUCCAAAAUUUAAAGGGCUGUUGCAUUUAUAAUAAAUUUUAGAAUUACCAUGACAUUAUCGUCCGGUGGUGUGGACGUUAGCUAUAGUUUUCUUUAUAGUUAUUGUUCUUGGUGUUAACCAAACUUCAGGCAUGUAAAGCGUCAGCCCCGUUCAAACAACUUCAACCUAGAGUGCAUCCCACAUGUGACUGCUUUGUUACGGUGAAUGUACCUGAUGUGUAAUGUAGAAGCCUGUUAGUGUUAGAUUAGUAUAAAUGCAUGUUGUAUGUGUUUACAAGCCUUGUUCACUCAUGAUGUGUUGGAAAUUUUGUUUUCUUUUUCAAGCAGACAAUUUUGUUUUUCUGUGCAAAUAAUAUGUUGCCAUAACUUCUUGUUUCAUUACAUUUAUUUUCAUUCAUUACACUUACAAACCCGUUCAAAAAUAGGUAUGUAGAUCAAGCUUUAAUUGACUGAUUAAGUUCAGAGUGGGAUUAGAGUCCUGAGUCCCCCAACAAGUUUAGAUUUACUAAAUUUGAAUACUAGUAAUGGCUCCAACCCCAAGUGUAUCUUUAUCAUGUUGAUGCUGCUUACAGCCAAAGCUCUAAGGACAAGCCAGAAACACAGGAGCUUACCUCCCUCUGUUCUUAAAGCGGUCUUUGGCUCAGGUUAAUACACUACAUGGCCUGGUUUCAGCACUGGGAUACUGAGCUUGAAAACAAUGGCUGGAUAUCUGCAGCAUGGCCUCUGCUGACAAAAUACAAAAACUAAAGGGUUAAGUGCCACUCUGUAGACACUCGCAAGAAUCAGAGAUCCACUGUGUCCAGCAAUGAUCUGUCUCCAUUAAAGGGAUAGUUAAAAAUGUCAAUAAUUCUUUCAUUUGCUCCCCCUCAUGUCAUUCCAAAUGUGUAUGACUUUCUUUCUUGUGCAGAAAACAAAAGAAAAUAUUUUGAAGAAUGUCCAUUGUAUGAACACAAAAACAUCGAAAUAUCUCCACUGGAAAAUAUGCAGGUGUUGAACAAAAUGAUGAUAGAAUUUUCAUUUUUGGGUGAACUAUCCCUUGUAAUGGCUUUCAAAGGCGGCAGUGUGUUCUGACAAAAGAAAACUUCACACACUUGAAAUAAACAGCAAAAAAAUAAAGUUUUUAGGCCCUCAGCAGACCAACCAUAUAGUCUCAAUAUAGUUUUAAAGUGUGAAAUAUGAGAAGAUAAGUAAGAUUCAUGACAUUUAUGAUGAACAAUGAGAUGAAUAGAAAUGUUAACAAACAUCUCUCUUCCAGAAUGUACAAACCUCUAUGAAUCUCAUUGCUCUAAACAAGAAAUGUAUAAAAAACAAUUUGAGUAUUUUUUUAUUAAUAUUAUUGACAACAUAGUCAUUUCCUGGGAAUAUUCAACAAAGACAUAAUAUUUUCAGAAACAUGUUGAGAAAUGAAUAUUAUCACUGAAGACUAGUUGAGAAAAAUCAACAUAUACAAUAUUAUAUAUAAAAGAUCUACUUUGUAACAGACAUUCAACAGAACGUUUUUCUUCUGAAUGCACAUCAUUGACAUCGAUUUUCAACACAAUACAUGUAAUUCUAGCUUGGGCAAUGCAGUACAGUAAACUUUAUUACAUGCUAAACUGAGCAAAUGUAAACCAGUCAUACCCUACAGUAUAUAAGACUUAGGGCAUAUGUGAGGGCAAUGAUUGUUAGUAAAAAAUGUUAACAAAGUAAUAAUAAUUAAUUAACUUAAAAGCAUAACCUUUAACAGAUUUUUUACUUGUAAAUGUAAGAUAUUUUUCACAUUGUCAAACAAAAAUUUGUUUUUCAUAGCGUCCAAGUGUAACAAAGGCAGCAAGCAUGUACGUUUUAGUUUCACGACUGUAGCAGUUUUACACGUAAACUUCAUGUUUGAAUUUUAAUUCUGACUUCUAAUGUCUUCCCUGUUUGAGAUGUAAAAACAAAUACAAAUCUAACAAUCAUUUUAAAGGGGUCAUAUGACAGGGCUAAAACUAUUAUUUUCGUUUGUUUUAGAUGUAAUGCAAUGUGUAUACACGAUUUAAGGUUAUAAAAUACUGUAUUUUCCACAUACCGUGCAUGUAUGUAUCGCCUCUUCGCUUUAUCUCUUCUCUGAAACAUGCACAUUUUUAUCAAAGCUCAUCGAUCUGAAAAGCGAGUUGUGCUAUGAUUGGCCAGUUAACCAGUGCGUAGUAAUUGGUCGAAUACUGCAAGCGUGUGACAGAAAUGUAACGCCUCUUAGCAUAUUUGGAACAUCAGGUUCCAAAGCAAUUGUGCUGACAGGUACACCCUGCGUAUACAUUUGGGCAGUCCUAGUCAAAUCAUACCACGAACUGACAUAGAUUUGUGGGGGUGUGGUUACACGAGGCAUUUCAGGCAGGUCUGGGUGAGCAUUCGCUUUUAGAUAGAAUGCAUAAUUUGUUUCCGACACUUUAAUUUUUGCAAUUUUACGUGUCUAAUACAUGAAUGGGCAACUUAUAACACACCAAAGACACAGAAAAACACGUAUUCGCACCAUAUGACCCCUUUAAUACAAGCUCAAAUAUUUAUCUUUCCCAAAAUGUGCUCUGAGCUGUCUGUACUUUCUUCCUCAGAGAUUGUUAUAAAUUGUUACAAAUCUUUCAGUAUUACAGUAUGUAUAAAGAUUGAAGUUUAUCUGCCAGUGACAGUCAGCUGCCUAUGACAUUGUGCAUUCAAUGUAAAACUGUGAUAUUCAUCAAGCAAAAGUUACGCAUCUCUUAAUAUGCAUCAAAGAUUUCAUUUAAACACUGUAUGACAUAGACUGCAGU
This is a messenger RNA of Triplophysa rosa, 10244 nucleotides long. It is a transcript of the gene rcvrna, whose product is annotated as recoverin a. Gene Ontology annotation, molecular function: calcium ion binding. The record is from RefSeq and is a predicted model, not a curated record. Bases 6290 to 6901 code for a protein of 203 amino acids. NCBI's taxonomy places the organism in Eukaryota, Metazoa, Chordata, Actinopteri, Cypriniformes, Nemacheilidae. The transcript has 4 exons.